GAUACUGCACCGUGGAGCUGUCACUCUCUGCACUCAGGUCACUGACUAGAGAACCUUAGAUCAGACCCUGGACUAUACGCAGACUCUAGUCUUGGUUUCAUUCUUACUCAUCCUCAUUGGGAUCUAUUUUCACUUUACUGUAAUUCAACCCAAACUUCUGCUGCUGGUUCCUUUCGUUCCUUCACUUCCUCCUCCCUUGUCUUAACAACUUUGAGAGUAUUAAGAUCUUCAUCGUCUCAAGACUCCUCGCAGUCCUAUGCACUCCCUUCCUCGUUCUCUCUUCUUUAUCUAUAAGUCUUCUUCAUCUUUGAGCUUCUUCUCCGACUUGUUCUGAACCUGGUCCCCAUUCUUCUGCACCCUCUAUACCCAUGCAUGCCUUACAUGGAGGGCACAAUGCCAGUCUGGACAAGAAGACGGUGGAGAGGCUCAUACAGAAGCUGGACGGACUGUCGAAGCUCAGCGGGAUCCCCCAAUUGCAGAGGAGCCACCCUUACCUUCCGGACAUUACUCGGGAUACCAAGGAGCAUUUGCGACAAAUUCUAGACAAGACCUCUGACCUGAGUCACAACCAGUACCUGCAGGUGACGGUGCACAGUCUGCUCGGCAAGACGACGCAGUGCUCCGACAUGGUCAACAGGCAAGGGGUGGCAGCCAGGAGGAACCUCACUAAGUUGUCACUAAUCUUCAGUCACAUUCUCUGUGAGCUCCGAGCCUUGUUCCCUGGAGGACGCUUUCAAGGAAAUUCCUACCGGAUCACAAAGCUUGAGGCAUCUAAAUUCUGGGGACAAACAUUUGGAACAAGGUGUCUCGUGAGAUGGGAGGAGUUUAGGGCGGGGCUUAAUUCCGUGCACCCCAUUGGAGACGGUCCACUGGAGUCAGCUCUUCGUAGUACGAUGGACCUUACGUGCAACGAUUACAUUUCAGUGUUUGAGUUCGACAUCUUCUCCCGUCUAUUUCAGCCAUGGGAAUCCUUACUCCAGAACUGGAUGCUGCUGGCAGUCACUCACCCUGGGUACAUGGCAUUCCUAACUUACGAUGAAGUCAAGGACCUUCUACGGGGUCACAUUCACAGGCCGGGCAGCUAUAUCUUCCGGUUGAGCUGCACACAUCUCGGACAGUGGGCCAUUGGCUAUGUGACCUCCGCAGGCAACAUCCUACAGACCAUCCCCCAUAACAAGUCUUUAUAUGAAGCUCUGAAGGAUGGAGAGAGAGAAAACCUGUAUCUCUAUCCAAAUGGCCUGAGCACGAACCCGGAUUUAUCUGAGCUCACUAAUCCAACAUCAAACACGGUCAUUCAGGUGACUCAGGAACAAUGGGAAUUGUACUCGGAUAUGGAUUCCACAUUUGAAUUGUGCAAAAUCUGCGCGGACAAUGAGAAGAAUACGCGGAUACAGCCUUGUGGCCACUUACUGUGCGACUCUUGCCUAACUGCAUGGCAGAAAUCUGACAGCACGUGUCCAUUUUGCCGCACGAAAAUUACAGGCAGAGAGGAGGUUCACAUUGCGGUACCCCCAGAAAAGGAACAGACGCCAAGUCCAUCGGACCCCACAGACCAGCCAGACAAUGAUAACUCCAACACAUGUGGUGCAUUCACUCAAAAUGUCAUUGAUGACAAGGAGGUAGACUGGAUUAGAAAGCGGCCUUUACCACCGCCACCACCACGUCCAGAUACCUCAAGCACUUCAGCUCGUCAGCCGUCCACACGGGUUUUGCCUAGUGCACCCGCUCUCGAUUCUUCUCCUACCACAUCCAGUACAUCAUCAGCCCCCUGGAUUUCUGGGUCCUCCGUAGCCUCUCAGAGAGUAAGAUUGCAGGCCCAAGAUGUCAUCAAUAGAGGCCAAAGUCCAUGUCGACCAACAACAACAAGAGGUACAUAGGUGGAGAUGGGACGUUAGGAAAGAAUGGAUGACGGAUGGACCGACCAUUUAUCGAUGACACGUGUGGUAUUGCCAUUUCACAGACUCAAAAACUUUCAGGACUUUUAGGGCUACCGUUCCACCCAUGUAAUGAUGGCGCCUUGUAAUCUAUUAUGUGUUUUUGUAAAGUUUAUGUUAAAAUUUCAUUAAAAAAAAUUUUUGUUAGAAAAUAGGAAAGCUACAAAUGAUUGUGUCAAAUAUAUGUUGUGGUUCAUGGAAAAAGCAAAAAAAAAAAAAAAAAAAACAAUCUUGGGUUGAGUCCAGACCUGCUGGGAUGUCCAAGGGGAAUAUGGAGACUGGAAGGAGGCAAAAUUAGACAUGUCUCAUUUGUAGGCACGAUGAAUGGAUCCAAUCAU
This is a messenger RNA of Hyla sarda, 2272 nucleotides long. It is a transcript of the gene CBLC, whose product is annotated as Cbl proto-oncogene C. The transcript has 10 exons. Gene Ontology annotation, biological process: negative regulation of epidermal growth factor-activated receptor activity; cell surface receptor signaling pathway. Gene Ontology annotation, cellular component: membrane raft; plasma membrane. NCBI's taxonomy places the organism in Eukaryota, Metazoa, Chordata, Amphibia, Anura, Hylidae. The record is from RefSeq and is a predicted model, not a curated record. Gene Ontology annotation, molecular function: receptor tyrosine kinase binding; SH3 domain binding; phosphotyrosine residue binding. Bases 369 to 1877 code for a protein of 502 amino acids.